Molecule: messenger RNA, 3432 nt
Organism: Humulus lupulus (European hop)
Lineage: Eukaryota; Viridiplantae; Streptophyta; Magnoliopsida; Rosales; Cannabaceae
Product: receptor-like protein Cf-9
Exons: 5
Coding region: 1-3432 (1143 amino acids)
Molecular function (GO): protein binding
Source: RefSeq, a predicted model, not a curated record
AUGUGCAAGUCCAAGCAGCAGGGAUGGCUCGAUUUCAGAGAUAUUGGUCUAUGGCACUUUUGUGCUAUAAGAAAAUAUGUUUGGGCAAUUGCAAAGAAAGAAGACAAUUUAUGGGUUAAAUGGGUACAUAAUGUGUACUUAAAGGAGGUUGAUUGGUGGAGUUAUAAUGCUCCAACUACAAGUAGAUGGUACUGGAACCAAAUUGUCAAGACUAAGAAUGAGUUAAAGGAAGUUUACCCUCAUAAUGAAAUCAGUUGGCCAAGCUAUAGCAUUGCCAAGGUGCACAAGCAGCUGAAGAAGAAUACAGAGAUAAGAUGGAAGCACUCUCCGAUUUGGGAUAGACUUGGUAUCCCUAAGCACAAGUUUGUGACAUGGUUGGCGUUAAAGAGGCGCUUGCAGACCAGAGACAGGCUCACAAGAUUUGGUGUUACAAAUGACCCUCUUUGUAUAUGGAGAGCUCAAAAUGAUGCCUACUGGAACCUAAAGGUACCAAUGGCUUGUAAUGUUGCUUUGAAAAUCAAAACUGAUGUCUAUAAUAAGAUUUCCUUUAAGGCAGGGAAGAUAAGUAAGGAUGAUUUAGAUUGGAAUAUCAUUGUUGAUCGUAAUCCUCCACCAAGUACUGUUAAGGAUACUCGUAGUGAGGUUGGGACUUAUGUUCCAGAAACAAAUCCGGAGGUGCUGGUAGCCACUGCUAUACCUGAAUCAAACCCUUUCAUACCAACAGUUGACCAUGUAGCACAGAUGCCAUUUCAUGAUGAUUUUCCUGAUUGUCCUGACCCUGAAAAUGAUUUUGAGGGCAAUGACGACCAAGAAACAGAGCCAAUUUGUCAUGAGGACAAAAGGUCUUCGUUGUUGCAGUUUAAGGAAAGCUUUAUUAUUACAAAGUCAGCUUCUGAAUAUUUUGAUCGGUUUUAUUCACAGGUUACCUCAUGGACACACAAAGGAGAAACAAGAAAUUGUUGCAUGUGGAGUGGUGUUCAGUGUGAUGAGAUGACUGACCAUGUGAUAGGCCUUGACCUCGGCAGCAGCUUUCUCUAUGGUUCAAUUGACUCAAACAGCACCCUCUUCGACCUGCUUCACCUCCAGAGACUUGAUCUUUCGGACAACCAUUUCAACUACUCUCAAAUACCCACUGCCAUCAACCGGCUUUCUACGCUCACCUAUCUCAACCUAUCACAUUCUUCAUUCGUCGGCCAAAUUCCCUCGGAACUUUCACAACUGUCCAAAUUGUCCAAUCUUUAUUUGUGCAUCAAUCCAUUGCAACUCAAGAAGCCUAAUUUGGAAAGCUUGAUUUCAAACUUCACACGCCUUGAGCAGCUUUGUCUCAGCCAUGUCGACAUAUCUUCAACAGUUCCUAAAUCGUUGGCAAAUUUUUCUUUGUUGACAUCCCUACUAUUGAGGGAAUGCAAACUUAAAGGUGAAUUCCCGGUCGAUAUUUUUCAGCUGCCUGACUUACAAAGCCUCAGCGUGCGGUUUAACAAAGAUCUUAGUGGAAGAUUGCCUCCAGUACUUAAUCAGAACAAUUCUCUCAAGUCAUUGUGGUUGGCAGGCACUGGCUUUUCUGGGGAAAUUCCUUUUGAAAAACUAGCUUCUUUGAGUACGUUGAUUGCCGGUAACUGCAACUUUUCUGGAGUGAUUCCAUCUAAACUCAUAGGUAAGCUGAACCAACUCACUUAUCUAAACCUUUCCAAAAAUAACUUUGUUGGAGAAAUCCCUUCUUCCUUAGGAAACCUAACUCAACUCACCGUGUUAAGUCUGUCCUUAAAUCAUUUUAGUGGUCCAAUUCCUUUGUCAUUGUCGAAACUCAUAAAUUUGGAAGCCCUUUACCUAGACAAUAAUGAUUUGAGAGACAUUGUCGAUUUUGACAUGUUUGUUGGCCUAAAAAACCUUACUCAGCUGGCCUUGCACUACAACUACAACCUCUCAGUGAUCAUUGUUAAUCCUGGUCUAAAUGAAACUUUUCCACAAUUCAAGGAACUAGGAUUGUCAAACUGUAAUUUAAGAAACUUUCCUGUCUUUCUUAGGCAUCAAAAAAGAAUGGAAAUAUUAUAUCUUGAUGAAAACCAUAUUGGUGGUCUCAUACCAGAGUGGUUGUUCAACAUUAGCAAAGAAACAUUACUCCUCUUAUCCUUUUUUGGAAACUCUUUAAUAGGGGAGCUUUCGCAUAGAGUAUGCAAUUUUAGUUCUCUUACUUUUCUUGACAUUUCUCAUAAUAAGUUGGUUGGUAAGCUUCCCCAUUGUCUAGGUAACCUCAGUAAGUCAAUAAUGGCGUUAAAUCUCCGCAGUAACUAUUUCUCCGGCAACAUUCCCAAUUUUACAGAGGGAAACCAACUGAAGAUAAUUGAUUUAGGUUAUAAUCUAUUCGAAGGGAAGCUAUCAAAAUCACUUUCAAAUUGUAAGAUGCUUGAACACCUCAAUGUGGAAAGCAAUACGCUCAGUGAUGUUUUUCCCUAUUGGUUGGGCACUCUUCCAGAGUUGGAAAUUCUUGUGCUGCGAGCUAAUGAACUCCAUGGAGUAAUUGGGGAGUCCAUAAAAAACUUUUAUUUUCCAAAAUUACGAAUAAUUGAUAUGUCUUACAACAACUUUAGUGGCAAACUACCAUUGAAAUACAUCCAGAAUUGGAAGGCCAUGACAACUACAAACAUUGAAGACUUUGGUUAUAUGAGUUCAACAUUCAAAAACACAACCAACAAUAGCUCUUCAUGGAGUUUUUAUUCCCAAGCUACAAUAGCAAUCAAAGGCAUAAAUAUGUUCUAUGAAAAAAUCCAAAAUAUUAUUGUUGUCAUAAACCUCUCAAACAAUAAAUUUGAUGGGGAAAUUUCUCAAGUGGUUGGAAACUUGAAGAGGCUCUAUUCUCUCUAUUUAUCUUGCAAUCGUCUCAGUGGUGACAUACCAUCAUCACUGGGAAAUCUGGCAGAGCUCGAGUCCUUAGAUCUUUCCCAAAAUGAGCUUUCAGGGGAGAUCCCUAGUGAAUUGGCCCAACUAUAUUUCCUUCAAUACUUUAAUGUUUCAUACAACCAUCUCUCUGGGACCAUACCACAACAAAACCAAUUAGAUAAAUUUGAGAGAAGUUCCUACGAGGGAAACUUGGGAUUAUGUGGUAUUCCACUGCCAGACUUGUGUGAAAACUCCAAGCCAUUGGAACCACCACUUCCAUCGUUUGAAGAAAAGUCAAGCUCUCCUCUUCAAUUUGGUUGGAAAGUUGUGGCCAUAGGAUAUGGAUGUGGAUUCUUGAUAGGAUUGUUCAUCGGGAAAGUUUUAUACGACUUCUUCCCUCGACCAGAGAAGAAGCAAUUUGUCGGGACAGGCGAGGGGUAUGAGCUUGUGAAGAGGGCUGGUCGGCUCGAGUGCUGGUGGAGUCGCGCCUGUGAGGGGUCAAACGCUGACAGAAUCGUGCCUGGGAGUUGCAUAAACGACUUCACUACCACCUGA